AUGUCGCACGCGCUACAAUAUAUAAGCUUCGCCGGCCGGCGAUUCGACAGUCAUUUUUUGAUAACGCUACAAAACAAACAUUUCGUUGCAAAGCACUGCUAUAACAAGCUUCUCACUUCUCAAGUGAAUAUAUUAAACGAGAACAAAAUGUCUCUACUACCUUUCAUCCUCGGCUAUGAUCAUCCACACCGUCUCGUCAACCAGGACUUCGGCUUGGCGCUAACCCCGGAUGAUUUGCUUACUGCAGCCGUCGUUCCCAUGCUCUCUCGGGACUAUUAUCGACCCUGGCGUCAGAUGGCUGCCGCAACACGAGAUGUCGGUUCCACUAUCAAAAGUGAUAAAGAUAAGUUCCAGAUUAAUCUGGAUGUUCAGUAUUUCUCCCCCGAAGAAAUUUCAGUGAAGACCGCCGACGGCUAUAUCGUUGUCGAAGGCAAGCACGAAGAAAAGAAAGACGAGCAUGGCUUCAUUUCCCGUCAAUUCACACGUCGGUAUGCCCUUCCUGAGGGAUGUGAUCCUGAAACUGUCGAAUCCAGGUUGUCUUCAGACGGAAUUCUCAGCAUCAUUGCUCCAAAAGUAGCUCCAGCUUUGAAGACUGAGAGGAGUGUACCCAUCGCUCAGACUGGGCCAGUCAGAAAGGAGAUCAAAGAUCAGACCUCUCAGGCCAAUGCCAAUGGAGAGCAA
This is a messenger RNA of Brenthis ino (lesser marbled fritillary), 681 nucleotides long. The record is from the annotation of a GenBank genome assembly. NCBI's taxonomy places the organism in Eukaryota, Metazoa, Arthropoda, Insecta, Lepidoptera, Nymphalidae.